AUGAUCUCACAUGAAUGAAGUAAUGUUAUUUCUAACAAAAACACUUCCACUGCAAGAGCUUAGUAAUAAGUUUCACGUUAUGCUUCUAUAUUAUACUGUCCUAAUUGACUUGAUGUCCCAAUAUACCUGAAUUUACCUUCGUGUAAAAGUGCAUGUAGUAUAUAUUUAAACUUGAUUUAUUUAUGUACCUUAAAUCGUAUUUAAAAGUUGACUACUGCGUAUCCACGCUUCCGUGUGAAAGACACACAUUAAAGGUACAAAAGAUGUUCCAUCUUAGGGUCCCACCCCAGUGACAAGGAAGAGGUAGUUUAUUAACCAUACAGUUAUUGUUGUUGUUGUUCUGAGAGUUUAUAGAAGGUGCUGUGAAUGACCCGCUGUAGUUAUGGGACUGGUCUGUUCAAUUAUUUGAAGCAUAUCGGAUUGAACCUGGAUUUACACACCGAUCCUCACCGCACUUGCGUUCGUAAUUGGCGCGAGUGACGUCAUGGCACGUCAGGCCACGCAGCUGCGCGCGCCUCCGCACCAAAACUCACUCAAAACUCCAUGACAAUAGAGUGAGCGGAGAGUGAAGCCCGGUGCGCGCGCUCAAAGCUUAAAGCUCAGCGUCAGGCUCGAGACACAUCAAACUGCCUGAGAACACACACACACACACAUACACACACACAGAGAGAGAAAGAGAGAGAUUUCCCUGGAAACCACGUUAACUACAAACUGUCGGAUUUUGGGCAAAUCUGUGUUGAUUGGAGGAGCAGUGAAACUGUCAGACAGGCUUCGUGGAUGGAUUGAGCGUCUGUGAGAGUUUGUAAAGCUCAAGUGUGUAUGAUUGCGUUUAUUUUGAGGUUUUCCGCUAACUGGAGAACUGAAUAUGAGAGCAUCAUUUAUUUUAACGGCUGAAGGAAAAGCGCUAGAGGUGUUCCAGAUCUCGAGAUGGUAACUAAACCGGAGACGGGAGUGGACUAGACUCCAUAAGAUCUGCUGUUACGUUUUGAACACACAGAGGAGCAUUAACCGACGCGUGUAAUAGACAUCAAGUGAACGGUUUGUGCGGCAUGGCGCGCUGGGUAAGCUGUCUCGUUCUGGGUUAUCUCACAUGGCACUUGUACAUCCCCGAUGUGCGGGGAGAGUACUGUCACGGCUGGCUGGACAACAGCGGAAACUACCACGAAGGCUUCCAGUGUCCGGAGCACUUGGACACGGCGGACGCGGCAGUGUGUUGCGGGAGCUGCGCGCUGCGGUACUGCUGUGCUGCCACGGACGCGCGCCUGGACCAGGGCAGCUGCACCAACCACCGGGACAGCGAGCACACGGAAUACACACCGCAACCUAUCUACAUGCCGUUCCUGAUGGUUGGCUCCAUUUUUGUGGCGUUUGUGGUCAUUGGCUCGUUGGUGGCUGUAUACUGUUGUACGUGUUUACGGCCCAAACAGCCGACCCAGCAGCCGAUCCGCUUCUCCCUGCGUAGCUGCCAGGGCGAGACCAUCCCCAUGAUCCUGACUGCAGGGGCGGCACCUACCAACCUGCGCGCACCAUCUCGCCAGUCCAGCACGGCUACAACAAGCUCCAGCAGUGCUGGCGGGGGCAGCUCACUGCGCCGCUUCUCUCUGAGCAGAUCUGAUGUUCUGGGACUCCAGCAGCCCCCGCAGCAGCUCCUGCUGGCCUCAGCCUCUUCUGUAUCCACACCAGUGUCCCUGGCACCAGCUCAGCCCUUACUGCCUCCUCCACCUCCACCUCCAUACUCAUCUCCACAGUGCCUGCAGGGCAGCGUGUCUUACGUGCACACACACCAACACGGCCACCAUCAGAGCCUCCACACGGCCCAGAGCUCCAACCUCCUCCUGUCUCAGCAGUACUUCUUCCCCUUGCAGCCGGAGCCGUUUGGUGGGAGUAAAGGCUUUGCUGACUUCAACCAGAGCUGAUCUGGAGCUUCAGGAACAGGACACUGGACACACUAUUUCUCUAGCCUGAACUGGAAUACAAUAUGAAGUGAUGCUUCUUUUGGGGGGGAAAAAAGAAGGGAAAAAAAAAAGUAGUUGUCAGGCUUUUUGUUGAGUUGCAGAGGGUUUGGUUGAAGCUGAAGAGCUGCUGAAACUAGCAGGAACGAGACAGGCACAUAACUACAGAGGAAAGCACAAUAUUUUUGUCUGGAACUCACGCAGGCCCCUGUUUGCACCUCUUAAUAAAUUAUAUUCAAUUUAUGCACUUUUAUCGUGUUUUAUAUAAAUAUUUCUAUCUUUCUGGAUGUUCGAUAAAGCGAAUUAACACGGGACGCUCAAGGAAAGGACUGUAAGAAUGAAGACCUAUUUAGAAGAAUUAUUCUGGACUACUUGGUUCUCAUUGACGGAAUUAAAACAACGCAAACCAGGAAUGAAAACAAUCUUUUAGACAAUCACAGAUACGGUUACGGUUUACUAGAUAGAGAGUGCAGAGUGUGUACGUGUUUGUGCGGAUGUGUGCGUUUGCUUUGUAGAACGAGAUUAAAAUAUGUAGUUGCCUAAACCAGGGAAGCCGAUUGUCCACAUUAAAAAAAAAACUGUUUUUUUUUUUUUUUGUUCGUGCUGAUAUGUAUAUUUUACAGCACAUUAUGUUUGCUCAGUGAAAAGAAUAGCUACUAACGUCGAGCCAUGUUUCUUCACAUUCCUCGCUCCUCUCUAAACUACAACAGAGUAAGACACAGCUACCUCUGGGACUGUUUUUCUUUUCAACUGUUUGUUUUUCCAUGAUCUGGUUUAGGUUUUGUAUUUCAUUUAGCAUAAUUCAUAGAAAGCUGCAUAAUUGCCCAUAAUCGUGCUGGUUUCAGGUUACGUUGACAGUUACACGCUCUCUGCUAGAUUUGUGGUGAGCGAAAUGCUCCGAGCGCUCACGUUACUGAAAUAUCGGACCAACCGGAGCGGCGCAUCGAGCUGGGGAACAGUCAUGUACGAGAACUGUGUGAACACUCUGUUCUGCUGUUUAAAAACAAUCUGAUUAAAUGUCACAUUUUUAAAUAAUUUUGCUGUAAUAAAGUAGUAACUUUUCUUCAAAGGGUUUUCUCUGAAUGUGGGAACAGUCUCAUGAUGUAUUCAUGUAAGAAAUAGGGAUUUUUAAAAUGAUUUUUAAUACAAGGCAGAAAUCUGCAGUUUUUCUGACCAACACUGUACAUUAUACAAGAUGGGAAAAUAGUUUACUCCAAGGACAAACUCAGAACAGGCCACCAAGACCGAUACUGAUGCUUUCGUUGUAAAAAUAUUUACUGAACUAUACUGGAGCAUUUCGGCAAUCCCCAGACGAUCCGGACAGGAACUGAAACAAACGGCAGUAAAAUGAGAAAUCUAGUCAUCAGAGAUGGCAUCUAUUUAGUACACAUGAACUGGGUUGAUAGUUUCUGGGGUCCUCUCCGCCUUUUCCUGUUUAGUUUCUCACGGCUGUGUGCGUGUGUUUGUCUGCCCAAUUUAUAAUGAUUCAAUUUUCUUAAUUACAGGAUAAAAUAAAUACAGUACACACCAACACUCCAGCGAGUCUUCAAGCCAGAGUUCAACUCUUGCAAAUGUGUGUAACGAGUUGGAUUUGUGAAAGGAAACCAAAGAAAAGUGAACAGAAAACAUUUUUUUCCAUUUACAUGCAAUACGAGGACCGUACGGAUUCGUGCUUAUCCCACAGGGUCGUGUCUAAACGAAGCAGAGAAGAAAUUUAGGCCUAAAUGCAGUCAACAUGAUUCAAACCCAUUGAAGCUCAUAAACAGGUUUAGUACGGUACAGGCCGAGGCCCGGAGACGAAGCAGACAGAAACAUCCAGCUAAAGAACACCACAGUGUGGCAAAUAAACCAAGAGCAUGGGACGCCGUGAUUCAUAGUAGUUUACACAAGAACCUGGAAUUUACAUGACUGCAAUAUUUUAUUCUUUUACAGUCUUCAUGAGCGAUAAACACAACAUGUCCCGACGCAGUGUUUAUUGACGGAAUCUACAGGUUUAACACAAAAUUAUUUACCGGGUUGAAUGAUUUGGUGGAUUUACACUGGUCUAGACAGGAAAU
Messenger RNA from Ictalurus furcatus (blue catfish), 4009 nucleotides. It is a transcript of the gene shisa3, whose product is annotated as shisa family member 3. The transcript is spliced from 2 exons. Lineage: Eukaryota; Metazoa; Chordata; Actinopteri; Siluriformes; Ictaluridae. The coding region runs from base 1050 to 1916 and encodes 288 amino acids. The record is from RefSeq and is a predicted model, not a curated record.